AUGAAACUGUGGGGGAGGUCAGCUUGGCCUUUGCAGGUGGCCCUCCUUGUUGCCUUGGUGAUGCUCUGCGUUGACCCACUGUCUGCUGGCAGCCGUAACCACCGGGGACCGACAGGUACACCAGGUCUCGCUCUGCACCCCCCCCUACCUUUCAACACCAGGAGAGGUUAAUUACACUGUCACUAAGAGGGUGCAACACAUGUUCCCUGAGCCUGUCGCUGACUGAGCCAUCCCUGUCCUGCAGGAGGAAGAGGGGGCUGAACAGGGACAAUUUACUCUGUCCCUCUCUUUGACACAAUGUAAUCUAGACAGGGCCUUGUUUUGGGCUUGGAUGCAAACACGCCCCAGUUUGAGUGACAGAGCCCGUGCAGAUACAAAUGGCACUUAAGCUGUCAGGAGCUGUCAACACAAAUAGAUCAGUGUGGGUGUGAUCUGAUCUUUCCAGAGCGCUUACGGGGAUGGAGUUGUUGUUCCUGAGCAGCUUGAUCUUAGCGGUUUAGUGUUGCUGUAAAAUUGGAUGCAUGUCUCAUGUAGAACAAAACAUACAGACACAUGACUUCUAAUCUCUUUGGCUUUUAAUUGCAAGUGCUUGCUUUAAUAGAUAUAGGUCUCUGGACAGUAACCCCAAAUUUGUCCCAAGCAAACUAUUAAAUUCCCCACGAAAAAAAUCAAGAAAAAGAGAGAAAACUAUCGACAGUGCUGACUGAAGUGAGGGCAACACGUGAAAUUUACUCCUCUGUUAAUUUCCAUAAGUCCUGGACACAAGCAUCCAAGGAUGACCAACACAUUCACAUCCACAUUUCAUAAAAGGCCCCUCAGGGUCAGUAGCGCUGAGUCACAACAUCUUGUGCCUCAACUUGUUAGCCACAACCGCCCGCAUCACCACCUCUGCACAUUUAAUUACAACAGUUUCCUUAAUUAUCUCCUAGUUUUUCUACGCUCUCACUGCUCCUGUUUUGCAAGGUGACCUUUACAUGCCACAGAAAUGCUGCCAGCAUUGAGCCUGUGCACUAAGUGAUUGUAUUAGUUUCCUUUUGACAGAGACGAGGCAGCCUGCUUACGGCGGGGACAUCACUAAUUGCAGGCCCUGUGUAUUGUGAAGGUCACCACAGGGACCAGCCUCUUUCCUUUUUUCUUUCUAAAUCAAGAAGAGCUGCUCCCAAACCGACUACACUUUUUAUUAGAGGGUUUACUCUAAUUGGUAGAAGUUUAGGACCUGUUGGCUGUGAAUACAAAAUCAUGAACACACAGUCUUUUGAGGGUGAAAAAUAAUUGGCGGUGUGUUCAAACUGCUGGCUACAUUUUCCGUGUUUUCUCCUUAAGUAAUUUUCCGGCUAUGUUGUUGGCAGGUCAGUCAGGCAUUUGAUCUAUGGAAGUGAUGAUGUACCGUUUGCUGCCACAUGAUGGCUCUAGAGGUCAAAAAAUGCUCCAAGUGUGUGCAUUUUAUUUAUCCUGCUAUCCUUUUAAACCAUCAUUUUACAGAAACUAACCUCAAAGAGUAAUCUGUGAUGAGAAUAGAUGCAGAGUAUUCAUGCCGAAAAAUGAAAACUGACAGAUGUCACUUUGGGUAAAUGUUGGGAAAAAGCCAUACUCUUUCUUUUAAUAUCUCAUGGCAGCACUCUUACUAAAAUUGAAAUGAAGAAUAAGCUUCCACAUGUUUCUCUGCUCACAGUUAUGUAGUUUCAUCUGGCAGGUGCUGCACAAGGUGAAAGAACUGGUUGAUUUUAAUUUUUGUUGCAUUUCUUCUGACCUGCAGAUGGCAAAUACAUAAAUAUUUAUCAAGAAAAAUAAUCAUAUUCACAUCAUAUGCCUUCUUGUAAGGCACAAACUAGCAAACAGCUGUGAGGUUCUCACUUGUAGAACUUAAAAGAAGUCAAAUAAACAAUUAUUUUCUGGGAGAAUGUCGGGAUCAUUAGUCCAGCACAAAAUAAUGUGUUGAUUAUCAACUCUUACUGUUUCCAAUUGUGUGUAAUUCAAUCAGCAUGGGAAAGAGCUUUCUCCUCUCGAGGUCCAUAUCUUAACACAAUGAAAUAUUCAGAGCACAAAAGCUAUCAAAUGAACUAUUCAUUACACUUACAGCCAUUUUCACAGUUUGCCCUCUCACAAACAGAACCCAACUGUGUAUAAAAUUAUGACAGCCUUGCUAAACAUGCAGUGAAAAAUACUUUGGUUCACCUCUAAAGUUCUCUCUGCUCUCAAUGUUUAUUCUUUUAUGGUAACAAUCAUAACAAUCACACGGUGAAUUCAUGCAGGUCACACAAGAAACGGCAUCCCAGGAGCUGUCAGGGUAAUCCUACACAACUGAUUAGUCACUCCAACUUUGAAUGCUGUUUCUCAUUGAACCAAAAUGACUUUGCUGGUAAAAUGAUUGAUUGUGUUUUCACAUCUCAAAGAAACAUUUUUCUGUAUUCCACAAUUAAAUCUCAAGAGAUACACGUCUCACAUGCUCCUUCACUUUUCUGGUGUAAGUGCUUGAAAUUUUGGUUAUCUGAGACCGCCAUUUCACUCACUCUCUGGCAGAGGUAAUACACUUUGUUCUUAAAAAUGUAAACGUGUGUAUGACACAUUGUCAUGUCUCGUUAAAGCAUGCGUAGCCAUUUUUUCCCUGGUGUGCUAACUAACUAGUAAUCCAUGAUCCAAGUGUUUUCUUAAAGGGAUAUUCCGACUUAAUAUUAAUUCAGGGUCAAACACACCGUAACACCAAGUGAGACACCCUGUUGUGAGAUGAAUGUUGCCGAUCGCUUGCUUCUCUAGUUAUACCAACUUUAGUAACAACUGCACAAUAGCAAUACAGAGAGCCACACGCACAACCAAAAAGCCACUCUAUAGCCACAAAUUAUGCUCAGAACAGCACCUAACUUCAUCAACAGUACAUAUAGGGUCCUAGCCAUAGUACUAGCCACCAAACACCUUUUUAGCUUUGCCUGAUUUCUUUAGCAAAGAGACUAAACACAACUCACUGACUGCAGCGGGGGGAAACAACUCAAGGAAGAACAUUUAUGAUCAUUUCCCAACGGAAAUGCAAUCAGAAAUACAAAAUGAUUAAUAUGAUGAUUAUUACUUCAAGGAAAUGAUAAAGAAAUGAUCAUAAAUGUUCUUCCUUUAAUUGCAUCACCCUGCUGUAGUCAAUGGACUGGCCCGAGGUCUCCGUACACACAAGUGGCUGCUGUAAGAGAGUAGGUGAGUUUGGUGUUUAGUCUCUUUGCUGAAGAAAUCAGGCAAAGCUAAAAAGAUAUUUGGUGGCUAGUGCUGUGGCUGGGACCCUAUAUGUACUGUUGAUGAAGUUAGGUGCUGUUCUGAGCAUUAUUUGUGGCUAUAGAGUGGCGUUUUGGUUGAGGUUUGUGUGUGGCUCCUGAGACCACUGUGUAUUGCUAUCCUGCGGUCGUUACUAAAGUUGGUAUAACUAGAGAAGCAAGCGGUCGGCAACAUUCAUCUUUCAAGGGUGUGUCUAACUCGGUGUAACGGUGUGUUUGACCCUAAAUUAAUUUUCCCUUUAAAUUUCCAAAGAGAUAUAUUUCUACAUGAACCCGUGCUAGGGUGGUAUUGGGACCUCGUGUCUCACCCAUUUUCUGCAUGACAAUAGCACUGCUGAGGCUACUUUUAUACUUAGGCAUUUAAAAUUAAACACACUUUUCAAGACACAACUGUGUACUUCUGCAGCCAUUAAUAUUUAAGCAUGAGAUACAACCAUUUGUGUGUUCUCAUCAAAGGCUGCUUUUAAGAUGUCUCUUUAAAAAAACAGCAGGGCAUGGUCUGAGAGGGCAGAGUUUAUUGGUGAUAGAUUUGUUGUGAAGGAAGACUCAGAUGCACCUGUGACCUGUUAGUGUAGUUACUGUGAAGCCUCUGAGCCUGUUAAAUGCUCAUAAUGGCAAGAGGACUGAUGGGAUGUGUAGGAUCAGGCUGAGGAAAGGAUGGGCUAAGUGAGGCCGGGAAGGUGGGUGAGUAGGGGCAACAAGUGAUCUUACAGAGCAGAGAGAAAGGGAUUCAGCAACAUAGAUUUUAAAAAAUCUGUUGAUUAGCAGCUAAAAAGGAUACAGAAGGAUAAACUUGAUGUAUCUUUCCACCUUGCUCCACAUAACUGAUCACUAAAUCAGGCUCUCUUGAAACUUACCCACCUGUUUCUGCAGAGACUUAUAGUAUGUCACCUCUACAUUGACUUUGCUGUCCUCUGACAGAUUUUCUGAGAUAUCUGGCCUUUCACAGCGGCAGACAUGCUUGUCAGGUAUUGACAGGGGAAAGACACAGCUUUUUGAUAAAUUGCACAAAGCUCCUGCUCACCCGUGUCUGUCAGACUACAUCAAUCGCCUGACUAACCCAUCAGUUCAAGGUAGCUUGGUUUGUUGGCCGCCCAGCCACUGUUGCCACCCCCCACCACUACCUUCCACACCUCCCACCCCACCUCCCUUUUUUGCUUGCUGCAGGAGUAGAAGCAUUUAGCCAUGCUCCAGAAGUCUUCUCAUCUCAGCAUUUGCCGGGCUCUAUUACACUGAGAUGGCCAUAACAAAAUGGUUUAAAGGCAACACUGAGACAUUAGAUACACUCUUAUUAUGUGUUUAUAGCUAGAGGCGGACUGCUCCACACAUGCAUCUUUAAACAGAUGAAGGGUGAGAGGCAGAAGCUCCCUGAACUGAGAGCUGGGAGGAGGGACAGACAACACUGAGAGCGCUCUCAGUCAAGUUGUUUGACUUCACCGUGUACUAUGGUACUUUUUUAAGUGUCUGGGGCGAAUCCUUUUUAUUCAGAUCAGGAUAAUUGACUUUGGCUAAAGCCAGAUGACAAUCAACAAAAGGGGUCACUCCUAGUGUCCUGAAUUUGUCAGGGUCUUAGAUUUUUAAAUUACAGAAGAGACUGAAGCUGUGGAUAGAGCGAUUUGACAUAUUGAGCUCAGAGUCACCCAUUAAACAGUUGAACAGAGUGAAAAAAAAAAAAAGCUGGUAACAUGAGACUCUUUGAAAUCUUGUCUUGGUGUGUUAUCAAAGGAAACUUGGCCUGGGAAAAUAAACGCUGAGAACAAAUUUACGAUCCCAGAUAAUCACAUACUGUUGACUCUUUCCUGCUCGUUUUUGUAAAAACUCUUCUCCAGUUUAACAUCUAGCUGCAUAAUGAUCUGCACCGGCUAUGCUGAAGUUCAAACACAGCCUAGUCUGAAUAAUUUCGGAUUUAGCGCAGAGUAAAGACACAACCAGGGGCGUGUCCAGACUUUUUCAACUAGGACACAGGCAUGGCAGAGGUGGCAAGGGUAUCUAUGCAAAGUUACACAAACUACAUGAAUAAAAAGUAUCCCCCCCCCCCCCCCCCCCCCGUAUCACUGUUUACUGCCAGUAUCAAACAGUUGUUGAAUUCUUUUUUGAAAAGUUUUGUGAAAUUUUCUUGAUUUGAGUCUUUGCAGGGACAAAAAGAAACUGUUUGUCAAAAGUAACAAUCAAAAGCUUCAACUAAAGAAAAUGUGCCACAUUUAAAUACAAAUAGAGAUACUACCAACCUGUCACAACACAGCAAAACCCGAUGAUUUAAACAAAACCCUCACCUCCGACAAAUCAAAAAAUCAUAGCUAGGGAUUUCAGUGGGGGGCGCCUUGGGAGGCCAGUUAGCUUUGCCCCGGGCACUCUUCUGGACAUGCCCGAACUUGUAAAGAGCAACAAGCCUCUGUUCUCUAAAUAACAGCUGUUUAUUGGCGAUUAAAAACUAAUCAGAUUGUGAGAAAGUCUAAAAACGAACAUUUUUUUCAAUCACAGUUGUUAGCUGAGCUAGCAUUGCAAUGAAGCGAACACUACUGUUCAGAAAAUUGUUUGCCCUUGAUGAACCCACCACCUCGGUCUAGCCAAUCAUUAGCUUGUGUUAGCAUGCUGACACUGGGAUUCAGCUCACGGCACUACACUGUCCACAUAGCUUACAGGACCACUCUGUCCAUUAUUCAGACUCAGCUCCUGGUGACACUACAGGCUGCUUUAAAUUGUGUAUAAGAAGUGUUUCAUUCCCAUGUGUGAGACACCAUAAACUCAAUGUGUAAAAAUGUAAUUUACGCUUCUACACUGAACAUAACAGCGUGAGAGUCUUUGAAAAAGCAUUUGCUUUCAAGACAUGAAAUUGCCUUUUAACUUUUUGUCAGUGGGCAACAAGAGUGGGUGGUUUAGAGUUCAUCUCUCCCACAUAAUAUAGAUUUUGGCUAAACUCUGUAUGUCUCUAACCUCUAUCGAUUGACUGCAGACCUCUUGUGCUUAAGAGGGAAAAUAAUAGCAAUGCUGGUUCUUCAAAAGUCUAUAUUUGUACUCAAAGAAGGCCCAAGCUUACUGAUAUAUAAUUUAGACAUACACUGAAUUCAUGCUCUUAUCAUGGAACCCAACUAUCACCCAACUACCUAUCAGUCUUUUCUAGCACACUAUAAUCGAUCUUGAAAGAGAACUAAAGAAAGGCAUUUAGAAAUCACAUUUAGGUGCUGCUUCCCUGCCACCUUACAGCAGCUUGAAAUGAUCCUGCAUCUCUAGCUUCAUUCGCUUUUGUUAACUUCCAAACUCAAUGCACAAAAAGGAACAGGAAGUUAUUAAUAUGAAGUUCAGGUGAGUUUACCUCACCCUGCAGCAAAUCGCUGAAAGGUUCACAGAUUUGAAAUACAAACAGCCCCAGCUCAGGUCUGAUGUAAGCAAUAAAGAGAGGAGACCUGUGAACCCGCUGACCUCAUUAUGCCAGCAGGAGGCGAGCCACUCUUUGUUCUCCGUGCGGUCCGUGACACCACUUCUCCUCCUCCUUUAUGACUCCCUCACUCUCUCUCUCUCCCCCCUCUCUUUCCUUCUCACUAACAAGCUGCCUGUUCUGAGAUGAGGGCAGCCGAUUGACCGGUCAUACCCAGAGUCUGGUCUGCGCUAACAAUAGAAUUAAUUCUCGGUACAGAGUAAUGAUAAUAAGAGAGGGCGAGGGUCUGAUUAAAACAAAGGCAAUUUGAUUGUGUUUGAAUUAGACUUUCAUUAAUUUACAUUGUUACUGGGUGCUCUCGUUCUGAUUAUUUCUGUAUAAUUACGCCUUCACGGGUAGCUCUCUUGCCCACUUUUUUUCUCAGCUGUUUUAUUGAAUAAGAGGUUUUUAUCAGUGGCUAUAAGUUAUAUGUGCUAUUGCAUGCUUGUGUGUGUGUGUGUGUGUGUGUGCGUGUUUGUAUGUGCGUGCAGGAGUAAUACGGCAGCUGCUUCAGCCUCAUGAGAGCUUGAGACAGAAGAGUGAGGGAAAUGAAAGUGGAGGGAUGAUAGCGGAGGGGCGCCCUCAGAGAACCUGGGAUCAUUGAUGGGGCUCUCUGGAGAAGAGAACAAACAAACUUUAAAUCAGAAAGGAUGAGAGGGGCCGUGGCCUGCAGAAAUGGAACCCUCUGCAGUUUCUGUGCGUGUGUAUGCUUGUGUGCGUAUGGCUCUAUGUGUGUGCCGGCCUGCAAAUCUCAUUCAGCUGAGCAUGAAAAGUUUUGGAGUCUGGGUAAAGUCACGUACAUAAAUGAAAUCUGGGCUUAUGGUACAGUAUAACUGAGGUUUUUGCAGGGCUGUAAAGAGGCUUAUAGGUAGUAAUGUCACCAGCAGGGUUUGCUGUGCUUGGGGGAAACGCUGCCAGAGACUCAGGAGUGCACGACAAGCUUUUGGAGCGAAAGAUAAGGCAGCUGGAAUCUGUUCAGAAGCCAUAAGCGAAGAUUAGAUAUACUAAACAUUUUACCCAACAUUUGUGCUCGGCAGGUUUUCUUUAAGGUGGCUACAAAACCCUCCUCCUAAGAGGUUCAUGGGUUUAAUGUGGCAAGUGAAAUGUAACAUUAGCAUAGACAUUAUGCAGAACACACUGCAUUACAUUUACAUAAGCCUAUUCACACACUAUCCUUGCAGCACCCACAUACUGCUGUACUGCACAUAAACAGGCUGCUCACCAACACAUGCAUCGGAAUUCUGCACAUGCCUGCCCAGUAUCGGGAAGCACAUGUAUCUUGAAGAACAGAUAUACUAGUCCAAAUAACAAAAUACAGCUCCCAGAGGAAUAAUUAGGAUGAUCAAGGCGAGAUUUAAACCAAUUGUUUAAGUGGAAUAACUCUGAUUUAAAGCAUAUUGCUUCAGUCACAUCACACUCGCAUGUAAAGCCACAGGAGAGAAAGGUUUGCGUUGAAAUGUACUCUUUGUUAAGCGCAGCCUUCUGUCCUAUUACCAACAAGACAAUGUGAUAAUUAACCAGACGAAGGUCCCCGGGGAAGUGUGAAGAUCGUCAAGAAAAAUUAGAUGUUGUUUGUGUUUUGAAGAUGACAGGUAAAAAGCAAUUAUCCUCAUGAAUAUAAAUAUCAGUAACAGAAAUACAGGGAGGCAGACACACACACACGCUCACAGAAGCCAGAAUGCAUGGCACAGAUGUGUGAAAAAGGGCGCACAUGCUUCAGUAUUUAUAUAUUUGAUCGCCCACACAAAUAGAAAGACACACUUAUUACAGUGAUGAGCACCAUCAGUGGGAUGUUCUAUCACAUCACUCCUUCACAUAAUGUACAGGUUUGUUGUUUCCUCACAUCAAGAAGCUUCUAAUAUUUCAAAGGAGCCAAAGAAACUAUUAUUUAUUCAAUAUUUAUCGCUUUCCUUGUUUUUUUUUCCCCCCUCCUGCUCAUGAUGAUAGCAACAAAGCCGCUUCUGUCUCAAAGUUAAUGAGGGCACUGGGCUGAGAAUAAAAGCAAAGUAUCGCUAAAGAGUGUUUACUCGUGAAUCAGAGGCUGUGAGACUAGAAUAAAUUGAAGAGUUUAUACAAAAGUAAAUAAUUCAGCAGAUUUGUUUAAUCCUCGCUAGAGCUGUUGUGGUGUAUAUUUGAUUUGUUUUGCAGCAAAAGUAAUUUGAAUUUUAACUCACUUGUUUUGAAGUAAACACCAAUAAGACAAAUGUAAGUUGAAGAACUCCUAGCAAAUAUAUAUAUAUACCUCUUUUCUUUCCCAUUUUCUUUCUCUCUCUGUCUCAGUCUCGUAUCAGGUGAAGCAGGGGACGUGUGAGGUGGUGGCCAUCCAUCGCUGCUGUAAUAAGAACAAGAUUGAAGAGCGCUCUCAAACUGUCAAGUGUUCCUGUUUUCCUGGGCAGGUUGCUGGCACCACCAACGCCAGACCCUCCUGUGUGGAAGGUAAAACCCCCAAAAGCCUGUGUUUUUGACAUUAUUUAUUCUGGUGAGAUCCAACAAAUGGGCUGUAGAUAUUUCUUAGAAAAGGCAGUCAAUGUGCAUUAUCUUCUUUCACAAAUUUGUGAAAGGAAAAUGCAACAGUGGCCUGAAGUGAUGGAGAAUUGUUGUAAAUUCUUUCCAAUGUUGUAAAAGUAAAGACUUUCCUUUUGGCAACAGUAAAGAACAUUUGGUUUGCUUCAAUUUUGGAGCCCCAUAGACAAAACAGGUCAUCUUUUCUCUUGGCUGAUCUCUGAACAUGAGUGAAGAGUGUUUUCUCAACAAAAGUCUCAUCCUGCUUUCUCUGAAGAGUCAAACACAUCAUCCACUGUUCAUCUUAUUCAUUAGGGAUUUGAUAUUUCUGAGAAAUGCUGGAAACGCACACAUAGUCGACCACUAGCCAAGCUUUGGACACUACCUCAACUAAUGUCAGCAUGCAUACAUAACUCCAAACCAGCACUAUCCAACCAUCAAUUCCUCACUUUACAUUGGCUCACAUGUUGUGGGAUGAUCUGAAAUCAAGUCUUGAUUGUUUUGGAUGGAUUGUUUUUGGCUUGUUCUUGGUCUGCAGAGCUAAUGUGAGCGUUACCUGGAUCAAUGGUGUCUGGUUUGUUGGACUCUCUGACAGUCAGCUCAGUAGAUGCAUGUUAUUUAGUUUGGUGCUUCUUGAGAAUCACUGGUCUUAGUGAACAUCACAAUAUGUGUUAGCAGGGGUGACAGUAAGCCGGUACGCAGCAGUACGACGUACCGGGAAGACAUAAACAGCAUAAGCAGCAAUGUAUGUAGGCUACAUUUGCUUACCGUGUUGCCGCACGUCAGUCUGCACUCUGCAUCGUAACUGUAGUUUUCCAAUAAGAUCAUGCUGCUUGUGAGUGAGUCGUAUUUUUGAUUAAACGCUGGUCGCCUAGGCGCUGGAGACCGUUUCCCGCCAUAUCCUUUCAUUCUUCUUCUUUGUUUUAUUGGUGGUUGGCAACCAACUUAAGGAGCGUUACCGCCACCUACUGGAUUGGAGUGUGGCAGAGGAAUCUUACCGCCUUUUGUGGAAGGACAGACCUUUUAAGAGACAGCUGCUUCAAUUUUGAUGCAGAAAUAAAACAAAAUGCAGAGAAAAUUGAUUUUAUGUUCAAGAUAAAGAGAGAUGCAGCAGAUGGUGAUACUGUGACAUCAGAGUCUGCACCUGCUUCAACUUGGGUGUGCUCCUCUUGUACAAACCUAUGGGUACAGUACUUGCAAGAACCUUAUCCUACUUAACCCCUGCCUAUUGUGCUGCGUUCGAAGUUACCUCAGAAGUCAGAUGUCCAAACUGGGAAUGACGUCACUUCUGAGUUACCAGCAUCUUAUGCUGCGUUCAAGUUACCUUGAUGGUCAGUUGUCGGAGCUGAAAAUGACGUCACACUGAGUUCCCAGAGUUUCAGUUACCAAGUUGAAAAAAGCAAAACCAGAGGCCUGAAACAAGAUGGCUACAUCUACGAAAGUUAUUUUAGUGCUUGCCCUAUAUUCGGACAAGGCGAGUGCUAAAAUAACUUUCGUAGAUGUAGCCAUCUUGUUUACGCCUUACGACUUGGUAACUGAAACGCUGGUAACUCGGGUGUGACGUCAUUCAACAUGAAAAAAUAGAGGUUCCAUAGGUUUGUUCAGCUCUUUGUCAUUACAUUUCAUGCAAUGACUGAUGCUGUGCUGAAUCUGACAGGGUCACAGAUGCUGUUUUCAAUCUUCUUGCUUCAUUAAAAGUGCUACAUUCAACCUAUCACCCGGAACAAAUCAUUACCAGAUUCAUUUAGUAACAUAAAUAAAUGAGUCAGUGAAGGAAAGAGUAAUAGGUUGCACUUUAUUUUAUAUUGCUGCGAGGCUAGAUCAUGUGUCUGAAUUGAUUUUUUUAUUCUGUGGCAGCAAAUGAAACACAGUGGUGGCUGUAUUCAGAGACGAACCUUUUGAAUUAGAUCAGAAAGAUCACUGAAUGAAAUUGUGAUAGAAAAACUUUAACUCUCCUUUCUUUUUUUUAAAAACAAAACAUACAAAGGUGAGAGGCUGUGAGAGAGUGAACUUAAAUUCAAGAAAAAAACCAAAAUUACAGAGGACCAUGAAAGAUGUGGUCCCUUUUUGUUCAUAUAAUUACACAAAAUACAUCCCCUAAGCUAGGAAAGGAAUUAUACUGAAUAUCUACAAUGUGUAGUUAAGUUUCUAGAUGUGCACAUGCCAUUGAAGGUUGACGCUUAUGCAAAUAAUAGAAGCCCAGUCCCCAGUGUGUGUCUGCUUCCCUUCUUAUUCCUGACUGGCUAUGGAGGGAGGAAACAUACAACAGCUGCUGGCCAAGCCGCCUCAGCCUCUAAUUGGAAAUUUAACUAUCAGUUUUAAAAGGCCUAGUUUUCUUAGGGCAGCUUUCUACUUAAUACACCACUAAAGACACCGCUAGAGUAUAAGACAGAUGGUGGUAAAGACAGUAUUUUUAAAAUAUCUCUUUAAAGUUCAAAACAUUGACCCCAUGAAACGUGCAACCGUCCUGAUGGAGCUGAUCACCAUCCAGAUUAAAAGUAAAAAUACGUGUUUUAAUCCAUCAUAUUAGUUAUAAGACAGGCAUUUCAAAGAGGGAAGUUUGGGGGGGAAAAAAAAAAGAUGGAAUCCAGUUGUUCAAAAUGUACUCCACCCCAGCAUGCACAUCUCAGUGUGUUGCACCUGUAAACGCAUGCUGUGUGGGAGUGUAUUGAUGAUAGACAGAUGAAAGCCAUGGGUCGUUUUCAUAGACCUUCUUUUGAGCCGUUUGUCUGCUCUGCAAGCUCCUGCCCAGCGAGAAACAAGCCGUGUCACUGACCCCUAUCAUCCACUGACGCUCUGCUGAGACCACAAACACACAAACAGUGUCAGCAGAGUCGAUCCAAUCAUGCUGUAUUAGCCCCCGACCGGAGCAAAAUACAUAGCGUUCUCAUAUGUGAGCAGAGCAAGUGAAUUUCCUCUGACGCACAAAGGUUAGGCAAACUGUUAAGGUCAGUAAAUGGGAGAGGAGGGGGACUAUAUCCACUCACACCGUCGAGAUUGACUGAUACAUGACCAGCAGAAAUAGGGAUAGCGAGAAUAGAGGUAAUUUGUCUCAGAUUGCAGAUUUCUUGCCUUUGGUUUGUUUCAUUUUACAUACAGUAAGUUGUGCCAUCACCCUGGUGCGACUAAUCAAUUAUAACAAGAAGAGGAUAAAACAAAAUCUUGGAAGAAGUCACAAAAGAUAAAAAUGUGUCCAUGCUGAUAACAAGUUUCAGGGUGUCCUGGGCCCUAAUGCGACAUUUACUUUCAUUGACUGAAAUCAUCCUUGGUUGUCUUUGGAGCCCUGAUCUGCACGUUUUGUUUGAUUUUAUGAGCAAAUAUUUUUUUUAAACUUAAAUCAGAAUGAGAGAAAAACGUCUCUUGAGUUUUCAUUUCAUCACUCUCGGCUGUUUCUGCUUUAGGCGUGAUCCCAAACUGUCGGAGUAACGUCCGUGUUUAGUAAUCACAACCAUCCACCCACCUCCCCUCCUCCAUUCAGCUGCUGUUCCUGACUGUGACCUGUAGACGGUGCUUUUCCCAUUCAAAUGACUCCAUCACAAACAUACCUGAGAGUUCAUUCCAGCACUAUUUUCACCCAAUAAAAAAGUAGAUUUGUUGUUUAACCUCUUUGAUGAGUUCCUGGGAGGGAACAAUUGCUUUAUAAUGAUAAAAUCAGGCAACCAUAGCAAAGAUGAUUGGCUUUGUAAUGGAAGUAGGGAUAAAUAAAGGAUCAUGUGAAACUUUGCUAACCUUUUAGAACAGGUUAAUUCUAAAAAAUUCUUUCUUUUUCUUUGCCCCAGCUCUUUUGCUAAGUUUGCUAAUCGUGAAGAUUUACGCUGAUGCAGAGAUAACGGACUGACAGUUUACUCAAAGUCAGACAAUGAUAAACUCUUUAGUUGGACCUGAUUGCUUUUCAUUUUACUCCUCACAAACCCACACACACACACCCUUGCAAAAACACACAGAGGUGAGUUCCCCCGUCACACCAGUCAUGAGGUUUUCUAAUUUCCUUUGCAGAUCCCUCCUCCAACUCUCACACCUCUCACUUCCGGAUUCAGCGCUCAGCAGCACUUACCUCAUGAGUCAUGCUUGACCUCUGAUUCACAGUCACAAAAUAUCUCACCUCACCCAUCACGGUACUCGGCAGUACACUCUGUCACACACAAACACAAACACACGAACACACACGUGCUUCUCUCACCUUUCAGGCUUGAGCACUGAUGGAAAGAGACAAACUCCUCUCAGUAGCUGCCUUUGUAGAGCAGCCAUAGAGUAAAUGGAGUUACAUUAUUGAUGCGGGCUGAAAGAGGAGUAAAUGGCAACAGGCCCAUUACUGGCUGCGCUAUGCAGGGGCCCAUUACUGUGAGACUAACUUUUCAGCUGAACUUCAUACAUCAUAAUGUGAGUCUCCUUAAUUUUUCCAUAAACAAUGAAACACUUGUAUCUGUAGAUGGUGAAAAUAUGUUAAUAUUCUGCAGUAUGUUUUAAAUGGCAUUUAGGCACAAAUUUGAGGGAAAAGUUGGUGUUACUACCAACGCCCUUUUUUUUUUUCAACAUCAAAAGAGAGACUCUAGCUCUCUGACUCUGUCUUUGCUGAUGUGCAGUGGUAGAAGGCUGAAAUUAAAAGGGAAAAAAAUGAAUAAAUAAAUUUAUAAAUAAAAACAGGGUUGCAGGUGCACACAGAUGGACAAAGAACUGAGAUCAUGUUCAUGAGCUGCAGAGAAGCAAACAAUUAUGGAGUGAAAUACUAUCAAAUCAAACUUUGUUAACAUUUCUGCAGUUUAUCAGCCGAAUAUAAGAACUUAACUGCAGAUUGCAGUUUUUGAUCCAAGUACGAAAAAAUAAUCUGUGCAAUAAACACACAAAUCCACAUCAUAAAUUUCUAUAUCUUCACCACUGUAAUUAUGGACUAUUGUGAGCUUGCAGGUUUUAUCACCUGACUGUCAAUCAAAGCAUGCAGAGACAAAGAUCAUAUAUGUAAUCUUAUAGUGGACUGUGUGUGGAAAAACAGGCCCCUAAGUGAGCAAGAUACAAAGCAUGACAGUGACAGUUACACAGAUCAUCUCAUAUAUCAAUCAUCUAUAAUAUCAUAGUAUCAUAGCUCCUCAACUUCAUGUAUCCUGUGGCCGUUAUUUCUCCCAGUCUUGUCCUGCUGUCUUGGACUUAUAACAGGCUCAUAAUUAUGCAGAUGAAUGAACAUUUUUAUUCCCCUUUAUCGACAGGACUGGCAUUUGGAUCAAUAUUCAUUCCUGCUGAAUAUCAGCGUAAUCAGAGACGAGCUCAUUACAUCAUAUCUGGUUGUCCGUUUGAUGCGAAAGAAAAGUGAAACUUUCAAAUUUCUCAAUCCAGAUGUCACUAUGGUGUAUCAAUUUAGAUAUUUCACUGAAUAAAACAUUCAGAGUCAUUUACCUACACUGAGCAAGUUGCCCUUUUAAUGUUACACCAUUUCAAAUACUGCUUGAUCACUAUGUCAGUGUUAAACAAGAUAAAUGCAAUCUGGAGUAGAAGGUUCAAGGAACUCUUUUUUUUAUGUUUUGGAUUCACGUGGUUGAAUUACUAAAGUUAAACAAUGACUUUAAGUUAGCUGCAAACUUUGAGUUCACUGAGUGUACCCGAAAAAGGUCCUAAAAUCUUUCACAACUGCCAUUAAAGCGUGUUUAAUGUUGGAGAAAGACAGAGAGUGUAAAAAACACAAUAAAAAACACUGAAUUAAAUCCACUGUGUGAUUUGCAGAAGUCUGUGACAGAAGAAGUUGUGGUCCAUUACUGGGCAAAAAAAAUCUAGUCAAGUGUUUCAGCACACCUCUGCCUCCCCUUUAUUGUAACAUUUGUUCCGUAAUAUCUCUCCUCUGUCAUCUUAUCAGUCUAUUUCUCUUUACGAGCGUAACCCUUCGCUGUGUAUUAUCUUUCCCAGUCAGUUUUUCCACUUGUGUUUUCUCGUCAUGCAUACCUGGGUGUGCUGGCAUGGCUGUGUGAACCGUGCCAACAGAAAAACAGUGUUAGUAAAUCAUUGUGGAAAGAGAUGGAUGCCCCUCUCCGACUGCCUUUGCUCUGCUCUGCAGGAUCACCGAGUGGAACAGUUACAACGCCUCAGGGUAUCCAUACCUCUGGGUCCAUCCUCAACUUCUUCUCUGUGCACUUGUGAUUGUGUGUCCGUAUGUGUCUGUGGGUGUGUAUCAGGAGGUGCAUCAUAUUUCCUUUAAAUAUUAACGACUCGGGAGCAAAGCAAUAGGAUGGCCUGUGAUUUUUGCUUUUAUGCCUGACACUCACUGCACAGUGGGGAAUGCGUGGAUGUACACACAAAGGCUUCUUUCUAUAUGUGCACAACAACAGCAGGCUCUGCAACUAUCUAGAUGUGCAUUCACAAAAGUGCAAAGUAAAAGUAAACUCCCCAUUGCACUUUGUUCUGCUCUAUUGAGUGAGUGCCUUUGUGAAGUAUUAAUGGGCAAUACUCUCACAGAUGUACGCCUGAGUGUUUAGAUUGUGUUAGCAAGCCCUGCUGGACAUCAAACAGGCCGCUUUUGAAUGACACAAUGUGAGAUGUAGGGAUUGAAUCAGGUUGACUCUACCACAGGCUAAUUUGUUAUUAUUUUACAUGACUCCGAUGAGUUGACCCUUUGGAUAUGCGCAGUUUGAUCACAAGACAUGCGUUUCUGUUUUCAUUGUCAGAGUAAGUUAGCUGAUCUGAUGCCAAAUUUAUGACAUAGAGAGCUCUCAGGUGAAAAUACAGGAGAAAUACUAUCUGAGAUACACCAGAAAAGUAUGCAUGUCAGAGUUAACUUGAAUACUCUGUUUACUUUGCUGUGAGAAUUUGAUAGUAUCCCUCACAUGAAGAAAUGCCAUGGAUCGAGAUUAUGCCAAAGAAUAGGAAUCUGGUCUGCUUGUAAGCACUUUAACACUUAGAGAGUCUGAACUCAGCACACACUCUAAUGUGUCAAACACAAGUGAUAUGCAAAGUUUUGUUGCUCCAGUGAAGCUAGAAAAUAAACAUGUGAAACCUGCAGUUACAGUUUUGUCCACUUGAUGUCACAAACAUUACAACCACAAUGCACGCAGCAACGCAGGAGGAAAUAAGUAGCAGCUGUGUUGGCUCAUAUAAGCUGAGGCACCUGCUCGCAUACACAAACAAAAAUGAAACGCUGUAUUUAAAACUUGCCUCACAAUGACUGACACUUAUCAUGCUUGUGUGAGAUUGACGUGUAGUGAUCAGCAGGAGGAGAGACAGGGCUGUAGGCAGCCUCGUAGCGUGAAACCUCCGCAGAUCUUAUUUAGAGAACCCAAGAGAGUAGGUGCGAACCUGGGGAAUAACAUCGCCCCCAGUCCCUUGUGCUGCUUAAUCACCUGCACCUAAAGUAAAGCUAUGUCUAGACGCUUGCCCUCAGCGGUGCCUGUGCUGAAAGUUUGAGAGAACUUAAAAGGGAGCCAUUUUGAGCACAGAUUCAAUUGUAAUGAGCUGAGAGUAACUGUGAUGAAAUGUAUGCCUGAGCUGUAAACCUCUGUAAUUAGCGUAUUCACCUUCAGAAUGUGUGGACUCUUAACAAGGCUGGUGCAGUUAAGUAGGUGUGCACAAAGGAAGUCCAAGGGUUUUUCUUGUUUCCUCUGUUAUUUUCAUCCUAUUCUAUUUUAAGAACUUUGUCAUUCAAGCUUUUACUUGACAACACCUUUUUUUUUUUUUCUUUACAAGCAGGUGAGUGUACAGCGAGUACGUCAGAAAUGUUUGACAAAGGCAGGUAUGUUGGAGGCAUGUGAGCUGGCUCUGCUUUCUAAGUCUUCAAAGGUUCAGUUAUUAUAUAUACCGACAGUAUAUACCUGUGUAUAUGGGUCAUGGAGAAUAUUGGUGAGAUGAAGUGGUUAAUUAACAGAUGUGUAGUUUAAUAUUUUAGAAAUGUUGUCCACUUAACUUCUCCAUCGCACUUCCAAGGACAAUGUUCCUGCAUUCAGUUUGAAAUAACUCUGACUGAAGAUAAAAGUUCAGGUGUCGACAUGGGAUGUAAUUUAAUCAGAUCUGCUGUGUGGUGUACAAAACAGAUGUUCCUUUGUCUCUUUCUUCUUCUCUUCUGGUUCAUAGAAACACAGCUAAACUAAACAUGGUACAAGACAUAGACAGUAGGAUGGGACACAGUAUGGGCUUCUACAAAAAGUCCAUCAUGGAUUGAUAGACCAGAGUGUGAAGCAAAAGAAAAUCAAUGAAAAACACUGAAGAGUGGGUCCACCAAAAACAAACUUUCUGCUGUCAUUCAGUUUGACUUUGAAGCCGUGAACAGAGAGGAACCAUAUGUACAUGAAAAUGUUUGGCAUGUGCAGUAUUGACAUUGUGUAUCGAGAUAGCUAAGUGGUAUUUGUUGAACUUGUAUUGAUCAUACUCUCUCACCCGGUUUAGUAAAGGUGUGUUGUUUGGUUAGGUGUUUGUGCGGGUUAGAAUUAGGCUACUGAUCUUUGUGGUGGACAGAGUUUUUCUCCCUGUACAUGUGACACAACUCAUCACUUUACUCAUGUCCUUCACUUCAAACAGGGGAAAAUAAAGCAGCUUUCUUCAAGACAAAGAAUGAUCAUCGGCAUUUCACAUAUUUGUCAAAUAAGAUAUUCUCUAGGCAUCACAUGGCCAGCUAAGGCAGAUGAUGAAGUCGCCUCUGCAGCCAAGCUUUUUGCUGAGCGACAAGAGCAGUGCUAUGAGAGGCCACAGUCGGCUAGUGGCGUAAGCAUUUAAUCCUUCCAAAAUCUGGUUUGAUUUCAGUUGGACCAGUCUAUGUACGCCACUAAAACCAGGUUCUUAGAAGGCUGGGUUCUUCAAAGGCUGCAGCCCUGUUUUCGUCAGUGUUUUUACCACCUUAGAAGAAAAUCUCAUUAAACAACAAUAAAUAGUAUAGAUCAUGAUACCUGGCCAACAAAUUCAACAAAAUAUAUAACAAAAAUAUACAAAUGGCUUAUAAUGAAAAUAUAUAUAGGAAACAUGUAAAAGACAAAAAAUGUAUCUUCAGCCGCCAAAGAAUUUGCAUAAGCUAUCAUCUGGUGAACCCAUAGACUGUAUAUACUAUGGACAACUUGGUUCCGCCUUCCGCCAGUAUACGGAUUUGAAGCUGAAAAGCUCUCGGUAUUUCCACAUUCUUUCUCCACUUCCUGAAACCAACGUUGCACAGUAGCAUUGUACGCACUCCACCACUUGCGCAUUCGCCAAGAGAGUCGCUGUGAUGACGCUCGGCUCAAACCGUGUAUCCCCCAGGUGAGCUACACAAUCUCUGUACAUCCAUAGGCUGUAUCAAGUGUCAAUCAUAGAAAACAUGAACCCCCAAAUAACUUUUAAAAACGGAGCUUCACAGAAAAAAGAGGACUUGAGCACAAACCAGUCUUACAUGUCAACAUCACAACCAGGGGGGAGAAAAAUUUUAAGUCUGUGUAAUAAAUUUCCAAAGUUUGUCCACAGCCCCAUAAGCUUUGCUGGAGGAGGCAGGGUUUAUGACCUAUACUGCAGCCCAUCAACAGAGGGUGCUGUUCUCACAGUGGCUUCACGGAGUGAGGAGGCAGAUGCUGUCCAUUCUACAUACAGUCUAUGGGUGAACCUCUAUCAAAGAUGGUUGCAUAAAUAUGAUAGAGGAAAAGUGAUGAUCCCAGGUAACUGUCCUUAUUUACCAACUCUAAGACCAACCUGAGUCGAACACUGAUGUUUUGCCUCAGUGUCAACAGGCAGAGAUUAAAUGGUUUGGAUUGAUUUAAUAUGUCUCAUUUUUACUUCAGUUUCUGAAAUAGAAUUGUUUUACAGGUAAUUGUAAAAAAAACAAGCACCUGAAAAAGAUCCUGUGGUGAUGCCAAAAACAACAAAAUAUAGUUUAUUUACUUCAGAGACUUGAAUGUUGUCCAACAAUUACACAUGGGUCUGGAAACUUUUAAAACUCUGUUUCUGCUAUAGCCUUUGGUAACGAAUGUUGUUGACAAGCCAAGCAAACUAGCUUUAGGCGGUAGUUCCAAAUUAACUUCACAGAUAUGUAUCAAUCUUAUCAUGUCACUCUGAGUGAGAGAGUAAACAUGAGUCAUCAUUAAAUAUUGAGUUACUCAUCUCAAGUUGAUUUCAAAUGUUACACCUCAAUAAACAUGAAAGCGAAUAAGAAUCAGAAAAAUCAGCUGCUAUCUGUGCAAUAGCUGCUCCUAAAGGCAUUACAGGAACAGCGUGAAUCCAUCUCAGACUCACCACUCACCUCUGCAUUUACUAUAAGUGGGGAGUAGAGAAAAAGUAGUCCCAGAGGUGAUGAUCUCAGAAUUAACAACUACAACACACUAAGCACCUCUGUAAUCUCUUUAUCAUCGAACUGUGGAGACCCGUCUGUCUGUAAGUGCUGUCCAACAUCUGACCUGUGUAUGACAUCACUGGUCCCAUGCAGGGCUCCGGUUAAAGUCCAGCGUUACAGACAGGCGCUUAUGAGUCACUCUUGACCCGCCCUCCCUAUACAGCAUGAGAUAAGCUGCAGUGAACAGUGACUCCAUGAUAGUGCUCACAGGCCAUGCCCAUUAGCUCCAAAUAACACUCUCAGUGUACAGCGCUGUCAUCUGCAUCAUAAUGGCCACAUUAACAAGCAUUACACAGCCAUUGGCUUUUAGAUCUACUCACUGCCACAAAGGCCAUGCAUCAUAACACUGUGUUCAGCAACACACCCAGUGAUGGCUGUUGUUUUUGUGGUAACUUGGCAUCUUCAUGUUGGCUCUCCACUCCUCUCUGCAUGUCUUCUUGCCUCUGUCCCUGGAUUUGUACGGUCUAUUUUCCACUCUACUUCAGCCUCGUUACUCACCUUCUCUCUGUUCUCUUCCCUGUUAAACCUGGUAACAGUCAUCCUCAAAGACUCUCUCUCCUCCUUACCCAUCUCUCUUUCUGUCUCUCGCAGUUUCUAACACCACUCAUUUCCGCAGUACAUAGAAGUUUUUACAUGAGCACCUAUUAUUCAGCCAUAUACGCUCCAUCUUUGCUCCGCUUACAUGAUGCUUGAGAGGAUUGAGAGGAAUGUUCUCUCACAUUAUUCAUUUGAAAGCCUUUUCCCCUUGCCAAUACCACCUCAUUUUAUCCCUUUGUUGGAAACAAUAGUCACUAGAGAUAAAAAUUCCUUUCAAAACACCAUCAAUCCACCAGUUUAAUGAAGUUGGAGAAAUGGGUGCACUCUUUUAUCCCUCCGUGCGCCUACACUUGAGACAGAGGGGUGGAUGGAUGAUGAGUUCGGAGAGAGAAUUGAGUUAUUCUCAGCUGUCUGGCUGUCUGCUGUCUAGACAGUGGGUCAGAUGAUCUAAAAGAUUUGAGUGUCAGCUGCCGAGACAUGAGAAAUCUUUAGGCUGGAUUUAACACUGGAUUAAGCUGUGGAGUUUGCCAAGUUUUGGAUCUGUGUUUUGCACAUUUUUCUUGCAUAUAGAAAUGCAUAGGAAAUCAUCACUUCAUAUUUCCAGCAGCAUGAUACCAUAAGGGGGGUGUAGUUGCUUACACUUUAAAAAGAUCUACUCAGUUUUUUCACUUCAUGCUAUAUAUGCAUAAUCUAUGCAUGAUCUAUACAGAUCACAAACAGAAUUUAUUAUAACUCAACUUAAAUUAAAUGAGAGUACGUUUGCAAAAAUACAGAAAUUCACCUUGUAGAUUAGUGUAAGAACAGGUUUUUUUUUUGCAGAUACUUUUUAAACCCCCAGAAGCAUUAAAGAAAAGACAUCUUGCUAUUUGUACACUUGAAAGAAUUUGGUCAAUUUCAGCCUAAGUAAAAAGCCCUUCAUCAUUUUUUGAGUUAUUUCUUAACCCCUGUGACUGUUAGACUUUUAUACCUUUAAACUGGCUUUAAGAUCCCAUGCUGAGGGGUUACUUAAAUCUGAUUGUAAUAACUGCUUCACACUCCUGUAAAAAUCACAUAUAUUACUGAUGUAAAAUCACACGACUCCUCAGAAAUACAGCAGUACAGUGUAUGACAGCUGAGAAGCUCAUAGAGCCCGCUGUACUCCUCUUACAGUAGGAUCAGCACCACGGACAGCACCAUCGACUUUUACACUGCAAAAACAAGCACUGGGUGCUGCUAUUGGAUAUGGGGUGGGUCAUAUCUGUGACAGAAUUGCUGAGUUAUGAAGUAGGUAGAUAAGUUCACAUCACUCAUAUGUCGAGUUUAUGCCUUUUGCUAUCCUUUGUCAUCAACUGGGCACUCGCUAUUUUUUAUUUUUCAUCUACUAUGUAUUGACUUUUUUCUUUUUUUUUCCCUCCAUGCUGCCCCAGCUUCAAUCGUAGCCCAGAAGUGGUGGUGCCACAUGCAGCCAUGUAUGGAUGGAGAGGAGUGUAAGGUCCUUCCUGAUCUGACAGGCUGGUCCUGCAGUACUGGCAACAAAGUCAAAACUACCAAGGUAAGAGGCACGUCAUUGUUUUCAAUUAUUUUCUGCUUUUCUUUUUUUUUUUUUCUGUGCUCACACAGUCACCUUCAUGUUUGUUCUGCCAAUUUCAAUUACUGUAGCGACUUUGAUAACUUGUAAUUUUGUCAGCAGCAACAAAGCAAGUAACCCGAAAAUUCCCCUGAGAAACACUCAGUGUCCAGAGAGACUAGAAGAAAUAUUUCUGAUCAUCUUCCAGCUACACUAACAUUUGAUGUAGCCAGAACUGCGAAAGAUCUUCAAUUAAAUUGAUUUUUUUUCUGUCUGUGAAACAUCUCGGCUCAAUUUGUGUCUGGUAAGGAAACUUUUAACAGAAUGACUCUUAUUGCUAUUUCUUGUAAUCUAUCUGACAGUAACAAGAAAGAACUCUGAGCUUCUUACCGAACAAAUUAAAAAUAACCUAAUGAACAAAAACCAAGCUAAUCAACAAAAAGCCCCACGGUAAGUGCUACUUGUUCAUUUAGUGACACUGUAUUCAUUCAGUGACGAUUUACAAAAAAAAAAAGCUAAUGAGAGAAACACAAAACCUCUGUUCACUCUAAACAACCAUUGUGUGACGACAUUUUAACUGACUCUUUUCUGAUGAGAUAAAUUGAUUUAAAUGAGGGUCCUUCAUGGCCCUUUGUAAGCUGUUGAGGUGUGAAAAGUAAUUUGCAGCACUGACAACAAAGGGGUGUGUAUAUAUGUUCCACGGUGUGUGUGUGUGUGUGUGUGCACAGGGAAGGAGCAGCUGCAGUUUAUUUACAGGUGAAACAUUAAAAAAAAAAAAAAAAAGUUGAGAGGAAAGCAGUGCAGGCGCCAUAAGAAUAAUUGCUUGAGAGAUGGCAUAACAGCACAACAUCUGUCGCAUUCAUUAGGAUGCAUUACGGUGGGGGCCUUCCACUGAGGCGCUACAAUUAAGAGUCAUAAUUACAUUGGUGAGUGAGAUAGACUGAGGAAGAAAGGACCUACUGGGCUCAGUCACAGGCAGCGGAAUUAAUGACCCUGGGCCUAACACCAACCCUGGGACCUAUAGGUGCAAUUAUCGUCAUCCUGUUACACGUUGCCAUCUCUCUUCUUCUUCUUCUCUUGUCUCCUUUCUUCCACCGUGUCUGACAAGAAGUUCAGCUGAGGGAGGGAAUGAGGAGCCAAUGGCUGACUGCAUCAGUGGACAUUAAUUGUGCAUUUCCAAGGUGCUUUGGGACCAGAGAGCAGUUACUUGGAGACUUGAUGGCAGAUGUCACUGAAGAUAGUUGCAAUGAGACAUCGAUUCCCUGGCAACCGCUCGAAAGGCCCCGCUCUCUCGCUCCCUCCGUUUCUCUCUUUUCUUUAUCCUGCGUCUUUUCUACCCAUGACCUCCUUUCACCACCUCAGCGUCUCAUUCACCAUUAUGAUCUGUAUCUGUCCAUCUGUUUUCACUCCCACACAGCGUAGGUGUGCAGUAGAAAGAUGCAUAGAUUGCCUGGCCACAGCACCAGAAUGCUGUUUAACAAGGAACAGCGAAGACGCAGUGGAAUAGAUACACAUUUUCACAUGUCCCACCUUAACUGUCUUUUUUUUAAAGUCAAGCAUUUACACCACAGGGUGAGAAUCACAUUUUUUUGUGAAAAUUAUGCAUUCCUGUUCCCAAAAAAAAAAAGCAUGUUGGAUGAGGUUUGUUGAUGAAAAACAAGCUCUAUACAUAUACAAUUACACACCUUCAACUUGCUGCCCAAUUGUAAACAAACCAUUACAGCUCCGAGACAUGUGAAAUCCAGCUUUAGCAGUUGGUCCACGCAAUCAGUCAGCCAGCUAGGCAGCAAAACAAAUAUUUGCAACUGAAAGAAAAAAGACACGGAGCCAGAAAAACGGAGCAACCGGUCUUAUUUGGAAUACUGUUCUCUCUCAUCAGAUGGACUCUUUUAAAUGGAAACUAAGCGGGACAAAGUCAUUCCCUGUAAUUACAUGUCUCUGUGACACUGAGUCUUUUCUUCUGAUCUGUUGUAUUCUUUUCUUUUUAGGUCACACGGUAG
Messenger RNA from Xyrichtys novacula (pearly razorfish), 23512 nucleotides. Lineage: Eukaryota; Metazoa; Chordata; Actinopteri; Labriformes; Labridae. The record is from the annotation of a GenBank genome assembly.